Molecule: messenger RNA, 2734 nt
Organism: Osmia bicornis bicornis
Lineage: Eukaryota; Metazoa; Arthropoda; Insecta; Hymenoptera; Megachilidae
Product: dynein assembly factor with WDR repeat domains 1
Exons: 7
Coding region: 550-1869 (439 amino acids)
Molecular function (GO): protein binding
Source: RefSeq, a predicted model, not a curated record
CGCCACUCGCCACCGAUGGCGUUAGGGGUACUCUUUUCAAAAUGCGCAUCGAUACGAAAUUAGAAAAUGCACGAAAUAAAAUCUAAAUCAAUAACAAAACACUUAUUCUCACGUUCAUUAAAACAAAAGGUACAUGCAGCUCAGUGUACGACCUUCUGUCGAACAAAAAAUCCAUCAAAAUUUCUAACAUCGUAAUCGUGACUGUGUACGAUCAUUCAGAUACUUCCCGCGUUGUUCAGGAUCCCGUGCUGGUAAUUAGUCACGAGAUUCCGACACGAUAAAGGGGUAGAAUCGAUCAAGCGUGCCUUGGUAACGCAUAGCACUGAAAUUCGUCUAUUUUUUCGAUUACUCGAUAGGACAAAGACAGUCGGCAGUCAGCGACCGACGGAUGCGGAUCACUACACUGUCAACCGCAGAAAAAACAAACCUCCACAGUUUCGUGCGACUCGCAGUCGCGCCAUACCGAUUACGUUUUAUAAUUAAAACCCGGCGGUGGCAAUCCAGGUGCUGUCUAAAACACCGGACGCGACGCUUAAUUGGGAUGUCCACAUGAAGCUGUUGAAAUUCUUGCUUCGUUAUUUCCCUCCAGGUAUACCAAUCCAACCGCGCCAAUUUUGGAAUCGCAAUCUGUUUUUCCUUUUUCUCGGUGCCGUUUUAGGUCUCGCCUUGGAGUACGUACAGGGCGGUGACGUCAAGACGAAGAUGAUCGAUCUUCUGGAUCUAUCGGCAGAAACGGACAUAAGAGCAUUAGCGGAGAGUAUAAAAGCGACGGAGCCCGUAAUAACCGAAAGUGUAAUGGAGCAGUUAGUGGAGACCCUGCAGAAGCUACAAGCCAAAGUUUGCGACACAAACGCGAAACGCUACUACAAAUACAGAACCUUGCAGACCCAUCUUCUACCCCUUACGAAUAUCGCGUUCGAUAAACUAGGUAAAAGAUGCCUGACAGGCAGCUACGACAGAACGUGUAAAGUUUGGGACAUUGAGAGUGGAAAAGAGCUUCUUACUCUCGAAGGCCAUAAGAAUGUGGUCUACGCUGUGUCCUUCAACAACCCGACUUCCGACCAAAUUGUAACAGGUUCUUUCGAUAGAACAGCGAGGAUUUGGUGCUCUCGAACGGGUCAUUGUUUAACGACAAUGUGGGGUCACGAGGGUGAAGUAGUGGUCGCAAAAUUUUCACCCUCCCACAACAAAAUCGCGACAGCAUCUCUGGAUAUGACGUCGAAAAUUUUCCAAUUGGGAACAGGCGACGAAGUUGGAACGUUAAAGGGUCAUACAGCGGAAGUGAUCGCUCUGCACUUUAACAACGACGGAAAUCAAAUAAUAACAGGUUCUUUUGACGGUACUGUCAGCAUCUGGGACGUAAGAACUCUAAGGAGAACGAGUGUACUAAUAGGACACCGUUCAGAGUUAUCAAAUUGCAUCUACAAUUUCGACUGCUCUUUAAUUGCAUCCUCGUCGAUGGACAAAACAGCAAAAGUCUGGGAUACCAGGAUGAACUCCUGCUUGGCGACUCUCCGAGGUCACGACAACGAGGUCCUGGACUUGACCUUCGAUAACAAGGGGAAAAAGCUGGCGACUGCGAGCAGUGAUACCACGUCCAGGGUCUGGGACGUGGUCGCUUCUUUUCAGGAAUUGGCUUCCAUGAAAGGUCAUCGCGAUGAAGUCUCAAAAGUGUGUUUCAGUCCAAACGGGCAACAUUUGCUGACCUCAUCCUCGGAUAGAACAUCGAAAUUAUGGUCUUUAGAUAACAAUCGUUGCGUGCAAACCUUGGAAGGCCAUACAGACGAUGUUUUCAGCUGUGCAUUCUCGUACAAUGGUGAUACCAUUAUCACAGCUAGCAAGGACAAUACUUGUACUAUUUGGAGGUGACUCGAUUGGUUUCAGGUGUGCCCUUAGCUCCUCGUCGUUAUCCUAUUCGUGGUUUACGUUGUUUAUUUUUAUGCCAUUUAAACGAAUCUAGAUUUUCCCUACUUUACGAUACAGUACAAACUUGUUAUAAUCAUCGUACAACGUGAAUUACGCGAGAGCAUUGUAAAAUAAUUUUAAAUGAAAUUACUUUAAAAAUGAUCAGCUUUAAAUCAAGCCUGAAAAAUGAUGGCAAUUAAUUAGCUCGUGAAAUUUGCUUGAAUAAUGCAUAAAGAAGCUUGGACGAAUAAUGGAAUAUCGUAAACGUAUAAUAUAGGAGAAAUUUAAAUAGACAAUUUCAUUCUGGCGUUAAAUCAGAUCUCUGGUUAUUCAAUGUUGAAAUAUGUUCAUAUUAUAUGAUUCUUUAAUUAUCAAUUAUUAUCGACGAAUCAAAUAAUAUAACGUAAGUUAAUUUGGUAUAAUAAGCUUUAAACAAGUUUCGUUUAGCAAUGUUAUAUCUUAGGGUUCGAAAUUGGCUACGCGAUAAACAAAUUGUUAAUAACAUUCCAGUGUUGUAAUUAAUAAAAUACUGUAGCAUUCAUCGAAAUGGAACCACCAGCGUAACACAGUAUACGCGCAAAUAUCUGCUGGAAUGUUUAAUUAAAAUUCGCCUCUGAAAGCUUAGAAUUGCACGACAAUUUAAUCUACCGUAAUUACCUUCUUCUUGAACGUUCCGCGAUAUCUGUAAAAUUAGAAGUCUCCUUAACGAACGUUAAUUAAUCAUUUGUAUCUACGUAAGAUAGUCUCACGUUUUGUAAAUCAUUCUUAGAGGCGGUAAUUUGUUCUCUUAUAUGAAUAUGCGAUUAAAAUAAAGAUAAACAUUCGACGU